Messenger RNA from Heterocephalus glaber (naked mole-rat), 5666 nucleotides. Lineage: Eukaryota; Metazoa; Chordata; Mammalia; Rodentia; Bathyergidae. The record is from RefSeq and is a predicted model, not a curated record.
CUGCAUCCUUUGGCUGCCCAGGAGCCUUGUUUGAGAGCAGCUGUGAUGUGGAUGGGGAGGCUGGUGCUUUGCUGGACAUUGAGAUGGCACAGAGCCUGAGACUCGGGGAGUGCAAGCUGAGACAUGGAGGGGACAGGAGCCGCCUGAGGUCCCCCGAGUCUUACACCCUGUUUGAGCAGGACAGUGACAGUGAAUAGUCCAUUCUGUUCCCUUUCCUUCCCUGUCCCGGCACCAUGGGAUGGGAGGCAGUGCCACUACCCCAAGUUGAAGAUCCUCCUGAGGGAGUUAAUAUCCUGUGAUUACACAGUUGAGGCGUGCUUCACAGGCCCACUUAAAGGAGGGCAGUGCAGUGGAUCCUGCCUGAACAGCCGGACCUUUACUGGAAAGUGACACUCCCGCACCAGCCAGCAUAAAGGUGCUGUAGGGACAUCUGGCUUUUCAUUUCUUCUUCACCUCAUUCACAGGGUUCUUUCUAAAUUCCACAGCACCUGGGAAGUGACGGACGGAGAUAGACUUUCUCUGAAGCCUAACAGGCCCAGGAUGACUUCCCCAGCAUUGACUGAUAAAUUUAGUAAUUACUCAUUCCGAGCCUGGGGUGUAGGGGCAAAGGCUGUAUGAGAAAAUGGUACCUAAAUCUGCUUUCCUUUAUAUAAAAAAAGUGAAGCGGUGGGACAAGCCCUUGCUUCUUUGGCCAUCAGUAUUACAAGUCCACUGUCACCGUGCCGCCCCUACGGACUUAGCGCCUCCUUCGUGGGUGCCUCUUGGUGGAUGGCUUGACGCCUCCUCCACCGAUCUCACUGCUGUUCUGACCACAGCAGUUCACUUGAUUUGGAGCUGUCAUCUCCACUGUCUUUCUUCACACAGCUGGAGCUGUAAAACUGUCUGCCCUGCCAUCUUGACGCUUACAGCUGGCAUCUUUUUCUUUUGUCAUUGGCUUCUGAGACAUAGCAGAGACAGCUGGUGAGGGAGUCCUCCGUGAGAAUACUUCUGGGCUAAACCUAUUAAACCCUCAAGAAAAAAUGACCACAGGUCAAACGCGGAGUGUUUCCUGUUGUCCCUCCCUCUGACGAGGUCUGGACUCAUUUUAAGUCUGGAUUUUUAGACUUUGGAUUCACUAAACAGUGAGACUGAAAUUAUAGAUCCAAAGGUGCUGAGAGGAGAUGGUCUGAAAGGAAACAGUCUUGCCCAGAGGGCUUUGGGUGUGUACCUCUGCCAGGCAUGUCACCUGAUCUCAGUUCCUGUCGCCCAGGCUUGUGGCACUGUUAGUACCUGGGGACCUUAGACUCAGUGUGUCCGAAGUCACUCAAGUUGGAGUGGCCAAGUUCCAACUUGAACCCAGAUUCAUUCCCAAGCCACUACCUUUAGCUACAAAGCCAUGGUCUUAUGACCUGCUACACAGGACAGUACAGAAUUCGUAACUCCAGCUCUAAAGGGUGAGAUGGAUUUAGAUAAGUAGGCAGCAAAAGGAAGGGAUAAGGGGAGCGGUAGGAGCAAAAGUGUUGGAAGGCAUUGAUUGACAUGACCAUCACAUCAGCAGUGCCUUCUGUUUGUAAGGUCCAUCGGCCAGGCACAUCAGUACAUCUCCCAGUGCCUGGUACAUGUAAGUGCUCAGGAAAUAUUUAUUGCUUGAAUGAAUACACUAAUAAUUACCUUUCCUGCAGACUAUGAGUCUGGAGGGCAGGGACUAGGUCUUAAAAAUCUUCAGCUGGUCCAUGUUUUCUAGUGAUGAAUAAAUAUUCAACUCACAGCUGGGUGUGGUGGCACACACCUGUAAUUGCAGCACAUUGGGAGGCUGAAGCAGGAGGAUCUCAAGUUUGAGUCCAGUCUAGGCAACUUAGUGACUUAGCGAGAAAUGUCUCCACAUUAAAUGAAUGCCUGAAUAAAUGAAUGAACAGGCUGGGAAUGUAGCUCAGUGCAAAGGCCACUGGGUUUAGUUCUCAGUACUGCCAAUGAUGGCAGAUGCAGAGUGGUAAGAUGUACCUGAGAGAAGAAGUCCUGGUACUGUUAUCGGGUUUUAGGGUGCUGGAGUCUCCUUCUAGAGGUAGUUUCUAGGUUCUUUCAGUCUUAAAGAAUUAGUCAAGACAAGAACAGAAGGUAGGGAGGUAGGGAGGUUGGGCAUUUAUUAAAGGUAGGAAAUGAAACAUGUUCUGCAGAGUGAUUUCCGGCCAAGUAAAAGGAAAAUAAGCACACUCUGCAGCCUGACAGCGGACUCCUGUGGAAGAGAGAGCACAGUAGCGGAGAGCUCAGUGGCGACUGUCUUUUUGGAUUUUUUGGGUUUUUUUUUUGUUUUUGUGAUACUAAAACAACUUUAUUUUGCAUAACAAGUUCAUUUUUUUAAAGGCAUAUAGACAAAACAAAGUAAACAUUUAAAGAGAUUUUGACUUCUGCCCUAAAAUUGUUCCAUUAAGUGUCAGUCUCUAAACAUUUUUAGUUCAGUAAUCAUCAUAUUCAUCAGAGUACAUUACUUUUUUCUGUUGAAUUUAACUGUUGUUUUCUUUUGUUUGUUGGCUUACUUUUUCAAGGAUUUCGAUUAAACCUUGUUCUGAGACCUUCCCACUUCGCUGUCCAUACUUCGCCAUCUGUAUAAGGAUCCCGAGCACUCUAUGAAGAUCACUGUUUACUUUUUGGAGCCCCAACUCAGACAAUAAAAUCCGUCGGGGCGAAGGCUGCUCUGUCCCCGCGGUACCCACAGAACUUGGAGCUCAGCAGAUCGUAAAAUAAAUGCUGCCUGCUCGGGACAGAGCAGCUCAAUUCUACACCCUGGCGGCCAGCUCCGAGAUGUGGCGUAGGGGUGCGGCCGGCCAGGCAGGCAGCCAGCAGAACUCCUGACCCAGGACGGGCUCCGCAAGUGCCCGGCGCCCACUCGGACCCACGCGGCGCGAGAGGCCCGGACUUCAGGCCAGGAGGCCCCGGGGGCGGGGGGGGGGCUUCACGUGUGGGGCAGACACCAGACCCGCGACUGUCUUUGUAUCUCCCACGACUCAGGCUGUCAGGCCUAGGCCGUCCUAUCCAAAACCGCUGGUGUUCUCCUGAGAAUCCACAUGCAGGGCUUUGGGAACUGUGCCUGGGUCCUGGGACUUUGUAAUCAACAGGUGCCACCUACUUCCCCACCCUGAUCUCCUGCCUCAGCUCUUUGGGAAAUACCAAGCAAUGCAUAUGGACCGUGGACUGGCAGGAUACAUUAGUGCCAGGACCGCAGCUCCUAGGUUCUCCCUGGCAUUGUCUACAGAGUGUCUCUUAAUGCACAACGCCAUGGGGUCUGCAGAAACUCUGGCAGUGUCCAAACCGACGGACGUGUGGGGAGCAGAGCCAAGCACAGAGUAGGGGCUGCUGUUCUGGGGGACCGGACACCAUCUGCUUCUGUCUUUACUGCUCCCCACUCUGUUGUGCCCACGCCGUCCUGGGAAUGGGAACGCCGGGGGACUCCAGGUUCUUGCUGGCCUCCCAGUUGUUUCAAGAUGGUUUGGAUGGAGGGCCCCAGCCAGCUGCCCUUAAGACGUGAUCCGCUCAGCCUAGGAGUUCUAAAUAAAAUCUUCCUUCUGUCUUCAGGUGUUGCCUGAGUGUGGUUUUCAAAACUCCCAAGGGCCAGGAGGCAGCCCUGGAGGAAGCCUCUUCCUGUAGACAGCUGGAAACUUCUGGUCCUAUAAAGGCAAAGCUGACCCCUUGCCUGGACUUAUGACCCGAGGCCUCGCUCCAGUCCUGCUCACUGAGUUCCACAAGAUGGGCUCCUUCGGUAGGCCAAGGCGGCGCUUCAUGAGCUCCCCAGUGCUCAGCGACCUGUCCCGGUUCCAAGCCACCCGGCAGGCUCUGCAGCUGAGCUCCAACUCGGCCUGGAACAGUGUCCAGACUGCUGUGAUCAAUGUUUUCAAAGGGGGCGGCUUGCAAAACAACGAGCUCUAUGCACUGAAUGAAAACAUCAGGCGGCUGCUGAAGAGUGAACUUGGAUCGUUCAUCACGGACUAUUUCCAGAACCAGCUUCUUACAAAAGGACUAUUUUUUGUGGAGGAGAAGAUCAAGCUGUGUGAAGGUGAAAAUCGCAUUGAGGUUCUGGCCGAAGUCUGGGACCACUUCUUCACUGAGACUCUCCCCACCCUGCAGGCAAUAUUUUAUCCAGUUCAGGGACAGGAGCUGACCAUCCGCCAGAUCUCCCUGCUGGGCUUUCGAGACUUGGUCCUGCUAAAGGUGAAGCUGGGUGACGUGCUGCUGUCACAGGCCAAGCUGCCUUCAUCCAUUGUCCAGAUGCUGCUUAUCCUGCAGAGCGUUCACGAGCCCACGGGCCCGAGUGAGAGCUAUUUGCAGCUGGAGGAGCUGGUGAAGCAAGUGGUUUCUCCCUUCCUGGGCAUCGGCGGGGACCGUGGCUUCUCCGGCUCCAUGCACACACUGGCCAGGCGGCACUCCAGAGUCCGGCCCAAGAUGCCGCUCCUGCACUAUGCCUCUCCGCUGACCACGGUUAGCCGGCCAGUGAACGAGAUGGCUCUGACCCCACUAACAGAGCAGGAGGGAGAGGCCUACCUGGAGAAGUGUGGCAGCGUCCGGCGGCACACAGUAGCCAACGCCCACUCGGACAUCCGGUUGUUGGCCAUGGCCACCAUGAUGCACUCAGGCUUAGGGGAGGAGGCUGGCAGUGAGGACAAGUGUCUGCUCUUGCCUCCCCGCUUCUCACCGCCUCACCGGCAGUGCUCUAGUGAGCCCAACAUCACUGACAGCCCUGAUGAACUGCAGGAGGCAGCUGUGGAUAGCCAGGAGGACGCUGAGCUGAACUGUGCAUCCCUCAGCUGAGCUGCUGCUACAGGACUUCCUAGCUGCUGCUUUGCAGCUAGGAUGAGGACAGCCAACCCCAUAGACCACCCCUCCUGAGGGCAGUGCUGCCUUAUUCCUUCUCGGGUGCAAGCCUGGCCUCAAUGCCCUGUAGGGAAACCCUUAUAAACACCUUCAUUUUGACCAGCUCUUCACAGUGACACAGACCCAACUGCCUGCAGUGCCCUUUCUGAUCUCCAGCCUUGUCUGGCUGACUUGGAUCUUCAUCUCUGGGCCUUUCUUCCUCUGAUACUGGACUGAUACCAACGCUCCAAGGGAUCCAUCCCAAUGCUCCUGGAAUUAAGGUGGCAGGGGGUUGUCCGGACCGCACCUAAAGCUGUCAAGAAUGUGCUGGUCUCUGCAGCUCCCUCUUCAUGCUCCUUUAAUGCAGAGGCUUAUGGAUACAGAGUAGUGGAGAGGUUUUAUGUAGAGUGAGUCAGCUGCAUCCUCUGCCAUGUAAGGCCCUGGGAACACACCCUCCUUGAGUUUCCAGAUUACUGGGGUGGCACUGCUCCAUGUUGAAUGUGGGUCCCUUCUCACCUACAGCCCCACACAGCGUGCUGGCUACAUGAAGGCCUUUGGCUUUUGGCCCAGGACAGCCGGAGACUGAAGUGGCUCCAUCUGUCAUUAAGCCUCAGCGCUUCCCUCGGGCUGGCUCCCAAGCUCAAGGAAGUAACCUCCUUCGCAGUCACUGGUGCCUUAAUCCCCUUCACUUCAGAAAGACCACUUUCCUGUUGUGGGUGUGAGGGCUGGGUGAUAGCAACCAAUUAGUCUGUACCUGGGUUUGACUUGAAUUUGUAAAACAUGUACUGUUUCAAAAAAUUGUUUGCAAAUAUUUGCACAUAGAAAAUUACACUGUUCAUUUCCAG